AUGGCAGAGCCGGCAUCCGAACCGAAACCGAUCGUGGCACCGGAAUGGCUGAACGCGUCCUUCUUCGAAAGCAUCCUUCGCACGUCGGAACACGACAAGAAUCUGCGCGUGACGGGUGUCGAGGCGACGCCGGUCGGUAAGCCGGGCGAGUAUUUGGCCAGUCAACCGUUCCGCUUUACGGUGGACUAUGAGAGCGUGAAACGGGACGCUGGCCACGCCGGUACGAUCAAGCUGGUGGUGAAGAUACUGCCGGAGAGGGGGGUGAUCGGUGGGCAGGGCACGCUGGACCAGGAACUGUUCCGAACGGAGCUGAAGAUGUACGGCGAGUUCUUGCCGAAGAUGCAGCGCGUCUUGGACGACGGUGACCGGCCGGUCCUGUUGGCGAGGUGUUUGCACAGCGCCGAGAAGCCGCAACCCGUGAUCGUUAUGGAGGAUCUGGCUCCGGCCGGCUGGCGGGGUCACGAUUUGAUCGAAAGCUUCGCAGAGGCCAAACCGAUCACCGUGGCCAUCGCACGGUUCCAUGCUGCUUCGUUUUAUCUGAGCAAAAAUAAAACGGACUUCGAAGGGUUCCAGUCGGAUGUGUUCCAGCGCAAGGACCCGGUGGUCGAGUGGAUGUUUGGCAAAAACCUGAAGGCGUUCGUCGACGCCAUGCGCACCUGGGAGGGAUGUGAGCAGCUGGUGGAGCCACUCGAGCGUACCGUGGAGGAUUGCAGCGAGCGACUGCACCGCAUCUACUGCUGCCACACACCGGGCCGGGCCUACAACGUGCUGAACCACGGGGACUUUCACUCGAAAAACCUUCUCCACCGGUUCAACGACGAGAACGCGAUCGUCGAGUCUCGGUUUCUCGACCUGCAGGCGUGCUGUUGGUCAUCGCCGGCCAUCGAUCUGUACUACCUGCUGAACACCAUCGUGCACUACAAGGUGAAGGCCAACCACAAGGAUGAUUUGAUUUCAAUGUACCACCGAGAAUUUACCGCUACGCUGAAGGCGAUCGGAUACUUUGGAGCCGUCCCGACGAUGUUGGACUUGCAAACCGAACUGCUGCGCAACGCUUACCUAGAUGUACUGCAUGUGACCUGUUUUCUGCAGUUCCGAUUUAUCGACUUCUCGAAAGUUCCCCCGGAGAAGCUGGCCACCGGGCAGAUCGGUAAUGUGGGGCUCGAAAAUGAAGACUACCAAACGCUGGUCAAACAACUACUGCCCGGCUACCUUCAUAAGGGUGUUUUGGAAUGA
Molecule: messenger RNA, 1236 nt
Organism: Anopheles cruzii
Lineage: Eukaryota; Metazoa; Arthropoda; Insecta; Diptera; Culicidae
Exons: 3
Coding region: 1-1236 (411 amino acids)
Source: RefSeq, a predicted model, not a curated record